AUGCAUCCACCGAGAUCUCGUCCCAGGCGAGAAGUCUCACUUCACAAAUUCGUCUUGGCCAAAAGUAUGUUGAACACGAUACAAGAGCAUGAAGAACGACUUUGCUUUCAACAACACCAACAAGAUGUGUCUCACUCAAACACAGCUCAGCAGGAGCCAUCAUCCCCCUUCAGUAUACCUGCUCCAGCACCCAUACUUACAAAUGAUGACAGCAGCAACAGCAGCAGCAACAAUGCACUUUCUUCUAUUACUACUACUACUUCUACAACUACAACUACUACUACUAAUGCUGCUGCGACUGCAACAUCCUCAACUUCUUCAAAUGUCAAUGAUUGGUUGUACUUGCAAGACCCUGAUUCUGAGCCGCAGCAACAACCGCUAACAUGUGAUCCAUGGCCUUGGUCUUCUUACGAUGAUACCCCCACAUUGCUCUCUCAUGAUACACCACCACCAUCACCAUUGGCAGAAGAAGAAGACGAAGAGCGAGAGCAUCAUCAUCAAUAUACCACAACCAAUACCACGCCUCAAUCAUUUAUUGAUGCCGCAGCCUUUGAGCAGCCUUCAAUCAACACAACGAGAGAGUCAAGUUUUGCAAACAAUACCAACAACGUAUUGCAACCCACACUAUUACAACCAGUGGAUGGUGGUUUGAAUGAUGUUUUGAAAUCCACAUCUUCGAAGAGGAGCUUUGAUCAAGUGGAUGGGGAUGAUGGUGCAUUACAACCUGCUGCUUCCAAAAGACGUCUCGAUCAAGAAAGCGCUGCGGAAAAUGACAAUGAGGCUGCUACUACUACCCCCAAUCAAGUGGAUGCUGAUGCUGCAAAGCCCGCUACUACGUCCAAGAGAAGCUUCGAUCAAGUGGAUGAUGAUGAUUCUUCACAACCCAUUACUUCCAAGAGACGACUCAAUCAAGUGGAUGGUGACGAGGACAAUGACGUAUUGCAGCCCACCACCCCAUCAAAGAAACGACUCAAUCAAACGAAUCCUGCUGUUGCUGCUGCGGAAGAUAACAAUGACACCACCUCCCUUCAGCAGCCAACAACUACAUCCAUCCGAUGUCUCAGCCAAGUCAAUGCAACAGAAGAUGACAAUGACACUACUCCUCCCACAACUACAACAACAACAACUUCUUCAUCUACUACCGCUGGACGGUCUUCUACACCCCCGGCUACUCCUCCAUUAUCACCAUUGCUAUUGAGCGCUUGA
This is a messenger RNA of Lichtheimia ornata, 1206 nucleotides long. RefSeq lists its product as uncharacterized. Bases 1 to 1206 code for a protein of 401 amino acids. The record is from RefSeq and is a predicted model, not a curated record. The transcript has 2 exons. NCBI's taxonomy places the organism in Eukaryota, Fungi, Mucoromycota, Mucoromycetes, Mucorales, Lichtheimiaceae.